This is a messenger RNA of Oppia nitens, 888 nucleotides long. RefSeq names its product elongation of very long chain fatty acids protein 6-like. Gene Ontology annotation, cellular component: endoplasmic reticulum membrane. The transcript has a single exon. The coding region runs from base 1 to 888 and encodes 295 amino acids. Gene Ontology annotation, molecular function: fatty acid elongase activity. Gene Ontology annotation, biological process: fatty acid elongation, monounsaturated fatty acid; very long-chain fatty acid biosynthetic process; fatty acid elongation, polyunsaturated fatty acid. The record is from RefSeq and is a predicted model, not a curated record. Lineage: Eukaryota; Metazoa; Arthropoda; Arachnida; Sarcoptiformes; Oppiidae.
AUGGAUUCAGAUUUUCGCUACAAUUACUAUAAUCUCGAUUCAAUCGACUCAGUUCAUCAUUGGUCCUCCAAUUGGGAUCAAUUACCCGGUUUAUCGUACAUACCUGUAAUCACUGAAUUGGAAGACUACUUGUUUGAUGUACUACCGGCACCAGUCAUACUAAAAUGGUUGCACCGAAAUUUUUUCAUCACAUUCUACAUAUCAAUCGGCUAUCUCUUAACAAUUUUACUGUUAAGCUAUUGGAUGUCUUACUGUGAAAAGUCAUAUAAAUUGAGAUCAUUGUUAAUCCUAUGGAAUAUAUUGAAUGCAAUUUUUUCAAUUAUUGCCACAAUCAGAAUGGUUCCCAAUUUUGUCUAUCAAUACAAACAUAAAGGACUGGUCGCCACUUAUUGUCAAUCAGACUACUAUCGGGACUAUCGUCUAGUCCUUUGGUACAGUUUGUUUUGUUUGUCAAAGAUCCCGGAGCUAUUGGAUACCGUGUUUAUUAUAUUGCGUCGGAGCAAACUAAUUAAACUGCACUGGAUACAUCAUUCACUUACCUUACUAUACGCUUACUAUUUAUUUAUGGAUAUACCGGGUACUGCCCAGUGGUCAUUUGGAUUAAAUGUAAUCGUCCACUCAGUUAUGUAUACCUAUUAUGCAUUGAUGAUUAUGAAACUUCCUCUACCUAGACAAGUGAGCAUGCUAAUUACAACAAUGCAAAUUAUACAAAUGAUACUGGGUCUUAUAAUAAAUAUGCACGUAUUAUGGCGCAAACUAAACCAAUCACAAUGCGAUUGUAGUAUUCAACGUGUAUUGGUAUCGCUAUUCAUCUAUACAUUAUUUUUAGCAUUAUUUUUGAAUUACUUUUACAAAACGUACAUUGUUAAAAAACGUAAAGUAAAUUGA